UACCAAUGCUACCUGUUUACAAAAUGAAAAGCAUGUAGGAUCACAUGUAGCACAAAGUCAAGAUGAUUCCUGUUAAUGAAUUGUCUAUCCGCAAACGAAAUGACAGAAAAUUUGAAUAUGAAUGCAGUAAAGACUGCAAAUUUGGAGAUGGCUCGGAAAAAGUUAUGGCCGGAAAAGAGAAAGCAUCAGCCAACACUACGCCAAAAAUAGAUUCUGUAUGUCUGUUGCAGUGUGUCGGAAUAUUUGGCGCUGCAUUUGGAAUUUAUUCUAACACAUUAUAUGGGGACUUUAUACAUGAUGACAAUCCUGCUAUUUUACGGAAUCCUGAUGUCAAGGGGUCGAAUAGAUUACCGAGUGUUUUCAAAAACGAUUUCUGGGGGACACCGAUGUCAAGCAACGCAAGUCACAAAUCUUACAGGCCAAUUUGCAUUCUUAUGUUUCGAUUUGAACAUUAUCUGUUUGGAUACAACCAAUUUUUCUUUCAUGUUACAAAUGUAUGUCUGCAUUCAGUGGUGUCUGUUCUAUUCUGGAUUGUUUGCAAUCGUGUAGUAUUCAAGUCCAAAACGAACUGUAAAAUUUUAUCUUUCGUAAGCGCAAUUUUGUUUGCGCUUCAUCCAAUACACACGGAAGCUGUAGCAAAUAUAGUCGGAAGAGCUGAACUUUUGUCAUCGUUCUUCUAUCUACUAUCGAUUCUGUGCUAUAAUAUAUCAUUGAAGCGAGAAAUUCAGCAUGGAAGUAAAAUUUCCGACGAAAAAAGGGAUAAAAACGGCAAUGAGAAGAAUGAUGGAAUAAGAGUAUUACUAAAUGCCAUAAGCUGUAAAGUUUGGUUGAAGAUAUAUUUCUUUUCUUCGCUACUGUUAGUCACAUUUGCGAUGCUAUCGAAAGAAAGUGGAAUAACAAGUUUGGGAAUAAUGCUUGUAAUGGAAUUUAUUCACAUGAGAGGAUCAACAAAAAAAAGUUCAGGAAAAGUAGUAUUGCAUGUUUAUCGCGCAAUAGCAGUUACAUGUUGGAUAACAUUGAUGCUUAUUUUUCGACUGACAGUAAUGAAUUGGACGCAGCCAAUAUUUGCAAAACCUGAUAACCCUGCUUCCCAAAGUCGUAAUUUUAUGACUCGAUUUCUUACUUAUUCAUAUCUGGUUUGGAUUAAUUUCAAGCUAUUGGUUGCACCCGUUUAUUUACUUUAUGACUGGUCUUACGGCACUGUCCCGAUAAUAACAUCUAUAUUCGAUAUUCGCAAUUUUGUCACUUUACUGUUUGGAAUAUCUAUAAUUAUUAUAACCUCUCGAAUAGCAUUUGCUACGUGGAAAACGGGCAUUAUCAAUCCAUCCUGUUACGGAUAUCUCUUGUUGUUUAUUCCCUACCUACCUGCAUCAAACUUAUUUUUUCCCGUCGGCUUUGUCAUUGCAGAAAGAACUCUGUACAUGCCUAGCAUGGGCUACAUUAUUCUACUUGUCGUUUUCUGGGAAUAUAUCUAUAACCGCUUCCAUAAUAUUCAUAAAGUUCUGAGAGCGAUAAUCUUUUCAAUAAUGCUUUUGUAUGGUAUAAGAACGUGGGUUCGGAACCAGGAUUGGCAAAAUAAAGAAACAUUGUUCAAUUCCGGCGUGCAUACAGCACCACAGAAUGCAAAAAUCAGAUACAACUGGGGAAAUUUUCUGCGAGACAAUGGACGGUACAGAGACGCCAUGUUAGAGUACGAGGAAACCUUGAAGUUGUACCCUAGCUACCCUGGAGCUCUAAACAACUUGGCAAUCAUAUUGGAAAUGAACCACUCUACCUGCGCAAGGGCGGAAGAGCUAUACGUAAGAUUAAUACGACUGGAACCAAAUCGGAUUGAUGCAUACAAAAACCUAGCUGAUCUUCACAUGCGGAAAAAGCGAUACGAUUCUGCAGUUGAUGUGUAUUCACGUAUUUUUGAUGAAUUCGGAACUCAUGUAGCACACGUCAUCUCAUUUGCAGAGAUGUUGUACAAGAACAAUCUGACAAAUCAAACCGAACGACUUCUAGCGAGGGUACUAUCACAAUACUGCACUGUACAGAAGGACGGUGAAGUCAUAAACAUAAUAUCCAAGAGUCGAAAUUUUAAACGGGCCUCCUCGUGCAUAUCCAAUACAAAUGAGCUACAUACCGUAUAUACUUUAUAUGCUAAGAUCGCAACAAAAAAGCUCACUCCGAAGGAGUUGAGUAUUUUAUUAGAGCGAUCUGUCACUCUAAAAUCUGACCAAAAGUAGCUUAAAGCGCCCUCGUCUGGUUAAAAAACGAUGAAGGGAAUUUUGCCACAAGUGAGAAAUUUUUGUUAGAGUCGGCAAAAUGAAUUUUGGAAUAAUUCGUCAUCUUUGGAAACUUGCUGAACUUUCAAUAGAGAACGGGACAAUUUGAAAUGUUGUUGAAUAUUUUUAGUGAACGUUACCAUACGUUCCGGUUUAUCCCGGUUUUGACAAGCUGUCCCGCCCGGCAGAUUUAAAUGUCCCUGUCCAUGCAGUAUUGCAGUAAUCAAUUGUUUUUAUUUUUAUGGAGGUGGCCCAUUCAUCACUGAUUUACGACUCACUUCGCAGUGAUAAAGAAACUAUAUUCUUAUGUAAUAAAGAUUACUGCGUCAAUUCAACAUCUUACGUUAGCAGCAUUAAAUAUUUCGAAAUGCCGUAAAGAAAUUGCACGAUUUCCAAUGAUUGGAAUAUUACUAAUAUAUAUUCAUAUGAGUUGAAUAAUACCAAGCCUCGGAAUCGAACCAGGGUUUGUAAAAUCAACACUGUUUUUGUUUAUAUAUAUAAAUGGUAAGCUUGUUUUUAGGAAAUUAUUGGGAAUUAAUGAAAACACCAAAAAAUGAGUUGCCGUAUUUAACGCAUUACAUCUAUUUUAAUUGAAGCACAAAUCAUUCUCGUGAAAUUGAAAGAGAAUGAUUGCGAAUGUUGUUUCUCGAUAGAAAUCGAGAACGAUGAUUCAGCGUUGUCAAUUCAAUACAUUUAAGAGAAAUAACGCCAUUGCACUGAAUUUCAAAAAUAUUAACACCAAAACAAAUAUAUAUAUAUAAAAUGAGGUCUGUAAAUUAUGUACUAUUGUUAAC
Molecule: messenger RNA, 3061 nt
Organism: Styela clava
Lineage: Eukaryota; Metazoa; Chordata; Ascidiacea; Stolidobranchia; Styelidae
Source: RefSeq, a predicted model, not a curated record